Molecule: messenger RNA, 1885 nt
Organism: Rattus rattus (black rat)
Lineage: Eukaryota; Metazoa; Chordata; Mammalia; Rodentia; Muridae
Gene: Scrn2
Product: secernin 2
Exons: 7
Coding region: 490-1761 (423 amino acids)
Biological process (GO): proteolysis
Molecular function (GO): dipeptidase activity; cysteine-type exopeptidase activity
Source: RefSeq, a predicted model, not a curated record
CCGGGGACAAAGGCCUUCCAGGUCGCCUACCAGAGAACCCGGGUCCAGAGGAACAGAUUUGACCUGAAGAGGGGGAAGUGGCGUUCGGAACCGUGUCUGAGGGUCUUGGAGGCAGAGAAGGUGAGAGACGGAGGCACUGAGAACUUAGAAAGGGUUGGACGGAGGAGAAUCGCGAAUGUGGGCAUGCGCAGGAGCGUGGGAUUUUCGGAGCCAGCAUUAGUGCCUAGGAACUAUUACAGUCAGCCUGGGAGGGUUAGGACUCCAAAGCUGACGCUCUUAGCUUGCAGAGUUUGCUCUGUCUCCCGACUCCAAGUCUGUUAGUGCACACACUGCACAGUGCUGUUGUCCCAAAGCGUCAGGCUUUUGACCCUAUCUUCUCAGGGUGUAUUGGGGGUGGGGGGUGUCCUAGGCCCCACCUGUGGCCCAGAUUGUGGAGAGAUUGUGGAGAGGUGGCACUGGAGGGAAGUGAGCAUCCCCACUCUUUCACAGAUGGCAUCAUCGAACCCCGACGCCCCUUGUUCCUGCGACUGCUUUGUCUCUGUGCCCCCGGCUUCAGCCAUCCCAGCUGUAAUCUUUGCAAAGAACUCAGACCGGCCCCGAGAUGAAGUGCAGGAGGUGGUGUUUAUACCAGCAGGCACUCACACCCCUGGGAGCCGGCUUCAGUGCACCUACAUCGAGGUGGAACAGGUGUGGAAGACGCAUGCUGUCAUUCUGAGCCGCCCUUCUUGGCUGUGGGGGGCUGAGAUGGGUGCCAACGAGCUUGGUGUCUGCAUAGGCAACGAAGCGGUGUGGACCAAAGAACCCGUAGGGGAGGGGGAAGCCCUGCUGGGUAUGGAUCUACUCAGGCUGGCUUUGGAACGGAGCAGUACUGCCCAGGAGGCUGUGCACGUGAUUGCGGGCUUGCUGGACCGCUAUGGGCAGGGAGGCAGCUGCCGGGAGGAUCCAGAGCCUUUCUGCUAUCACAACACCUUUUUACUGGCUGAUCGGACAGAGGCGUGGGUGCUGGAGACAGCUGGGAGGCUGUGGGCUGCUCAGCGGAUCCAGGGAGGUGCCCGAAAUAUUUCCAACCAACUGAGCAUUGGAACAGACAUCUCAGCAGAACACCCAGAGCUCCGCAGCCAUGCCAAGGCUCAGGGUUGGUGGUCUGGGCAGGGCGUCUUUGACUUUGCUGAGGUCUUCUCCCUGACCCAGCAGCCUGUGCGCAUGGAGGCUGCCAAGGCCCGCUUCCGGGCAGGGUCUGAGAUGCUGCAGCGACAACAAGGGAGCAUCACAGCAGAGGUGAUGAUGGACAUCCUCAGGAACAAGGAGAGCGGCAUCUGCAUGGACUCUGGAGGCUUCCGUACCACAGCCAGUAUUGUGUCGGUCCUGCCCCAGGAUCCCACAAAGCCCUGUGUCCACUUCCUCACUGCCACACCAGACCCAUCCAGGUCGGUAUUCAAACCUUUCAUCUUUGAAGUGGGGGUGUCCCAGUCCCCCCAGGUGUUGUCCCCCACUUUUGGAGCCCAGGACCCUGUUCGGAUCCUCCCCAGAUUCCAGACUCAGGUGGACCGUCGACAUUCACUGUAUCGUGGACACCAGGCAGCCCUGGGGCUGAUGGACGAGCAGAAGCAGGCACAACUGCGGCAAGAGCAGCAGAGUCUGGAGCAGGAGGGCCUGGAGGCUCUCAGAGGACUGCUUACUGGUGAACAGACCCCACCCCCCCAGGGGCUGGGCAGCCUCUUCCAGGCCUUUGUGGAGAGGGAGCACCAGGUCUAUGCUUAAGCAUCCUGCAGCUCUGGGGCCAGCUGCCCUGAGCUGUGGUGGGCGCGCUGGGGGUGAAUCAGCCAUCCCUUCUCCCUGCUCAUCCAGGUUCUGAGUGGAUUAAUAAAUGUGUUUUAUUUCCUUA